Messenger RNA from Rhizophagus irregularis DAOM 181602=DAOM 197198, 213 nucleotides. The record is from RefSeq and is a predicted model, not a curated record. NCBI's taxonomy places the organism in Eukaryota, Fungi, Glomeromycota, Glomeromycetes, Glomerales, Glomeraceae.
AUGGCAACUACUACACGAAGUAAACAUAAACAAAUGGAACAGAUGGCCAAAGAAGCAGUAGUAGAGAAAGAAAAUUUAGCACAGGAUGUUAUAGAAGAGAGUGAAGAUGACUCUGAUUAUGAAGCUAAAGACAAAAUUAGCAAACAAUCAAAACAGCAAAAAGCAUCAACUAAAAUUGGAAGACCAAAACAAGCUGGGUAUGGAGUUUUUUGA